Aspergillus niger is the source of this 411-nucleotide messenger RNA. RefSeq lists its product as uncharacterized. The transcript is spliced from 3 exons. The record is from RefSeq and is a predicted model, not a curated record. Lineage: Eukaryota; Fungi; Ascomycota; Eurotiomycetes; Eurotiales; Aspergillaceae. Bases 1 to 411 code for a protein of 136 amino acids.
AUGGGGCAGUCCUCAGAAAUCCUAGACGGGAAAAAGUUCAAUGCUCCAAAUCUACAGAAAUCGAGGAACUUUGCUUCCAGAGAUGCCGACCGUAUAAUCUCAUGUGUUCUGAGCCUCUCUAGACAUUGCGCGGUCUUGCACUACAACACAACUGAACAACAACUCAAAGUCCACCCAAAGCAGCCUUUCCAUAUUCCGAUAUUAUGUCCAAGCCCUUUCCGCAACUCGAAGCUCACGAGUCUCUUUCCUGCCAUGUACGUGCAAGGCUAUACCGACGGGCACCAGCAGUCGUACAACGCGAGAACGUUAUUGAAUAUUCCGACUGAUCGGGAGGGAAAAGCAGAAGCAUCACAUCCAACUAUAUGCCCUCUGGAUGCACAUCAUGACGCAAAGACCAGCGUCAACCACUGA